AUGUCUUAUCCACCAGUGGUGAUAGAGAUCAGUGAUGAUGAUGAUGAAGAUAUAGAAAGAGAUGGAGGUCCUGGUUCAGCAGCUAUUCUCGCGACUCGCGAUAAACAAGCCUUGCUCAAGGCACUCAACUCAAUUGAAUCGACAGGCGAUAUCGCAGCUUCCAGUCACUAUAACAUAUUUGUGAAUCCCGGUCUCACUAUUGACGGCGGCAAUCUCAUUCGCCUACCGCUUGAAGAGGACGAUGCGCGAACCAUCAAGGGUGCAUGCAGACAAGCGCCUUUCGGCCAUGGCGACAAUUCAGUACGCAACACAUGGGAGCUCGAUGCGUCAAAAUUCGAUUUGGGAAACCCAGAAUGGCCCAAGUUUUUUGACAAGGUGCUUCGGGAUACUGCCACAGGUCUUUGUUCAGAUGAACUCCUUGCCAAACCAUACAAGUUGCUGCUCUGUGAGCCUGGCUCAUCCUUCAAGCCGCAUAAGGAUUCAGACAGGGAACGCGGCAUGGUCGGAACGCUCACCCUCUGUCUUCCUUCACAGCAUGAGGGCGGCGACGUGCACCUGUCACUUGGCUCUCAAAUCAAACGCCUAUCUACUGCUCCUACUUCCAAAUUUGACAUUACCUCAAUCUCUUGGUUCUCAGACGUGACGCAUGAGGUCACAAAAGUGACAUCCGGUUACCGGCUUGUCCUUACAUACAAACUGUUUAUUCGCGGGGAUGACUCCAUAUCGGCUUCUGCUGCCCUGGAGAAAAUUGAACGUCUAAAGCACCUGUUGAUCAAGUGGAAAUCCCGACCCUGUCAGCCUGAUAGAAUCAUAUAUCCUCUCGAUCAUCUUUACACAGAGGCAAGCCUAUGCUUGGAAAAUAUGAAGGGUCGCGAUCGGGCUGUCGCUCACUCUCUAAACAAGAUAUGUUCCGAGGCUGGAUUCUAUUUCAUGCUAGCACAUGCGAUCCAUGUCCGCAUGGGAGACGAUGGCCAUGGUGGCUACGAUGAGGGCUCGGAAGAAUACGGGAAUCUCAGAUCCAUACAUACCCCUUCAGGGGUUCAGGUUGCCUCAGAUCUCGCUAUUGAUCAUGAUGAAAUUCUGGGGUACGACAUUAAUAAAGAGGAUCCUAGCAGCGAAGACGAGGGCGAAUUCACCGGCUUCGAAAACACGACGCCUACCUUUCGCUAUCACAAGACUGUUGCUGUUGUUGUACUGAAGGACCGGCUUCGGAAGUAUCUCAUCAAGGAUGUCGGGCUCCCCAGUACAGUCCAAAGAGCCAGCACUGACCGGUUGACCGAAAUGGUUCUCCGAGAUCUUGCUAGUAAUCGAGACGAUGCAUAUACGAAGCAGGCGGCCGCAGGUUUUAUUGACAACGUGCUGCUCCGCAGCAGAGAACCCCAAGGACCAAUUGUCAGACUCAUAUCAAAGUGGGCACUGGAACUCAACAACAUAGCAAUGUUCCGUACUUGCGUUCAAGCUACAUACGCGCCCUUAACGCCAACUGCUCAAAAAUCCCAUCGUCCUGUGUAUGCAAAGGCUAUCAGCGAUGAACUUAUAAAUCAUCUCAGAACACGAUAUGCUGGCCAGGAAAAUACUAUUGAUUGGGAUUACUGGUUCAAAGAUUUCAACCAGGCUAUUGACAUAGCCACGGAAUUUGAUACCUUCUGUUAUAUCUUUGUAUCUUCUAUAACAUGCGAGCCUCUACGUAAUAGUUUCAAAGCAUGGGCAGGUCCCAUCUACGACAAAAAGCUGGCGUCUCAGACUUUAUGGACUCUUUCGGAUGAGGAGUAUAUUCUCCGUCUUAUUGAGAAGCGCAAUAAAUGGGCAUUGCAGAGCUUUCUUCCGAAGUUCGUGCCACGUUUCCACCGAUCUCUGCUUUGGGCCUUGUUACACAGUAUCACUUCAGGGCGUUUUAAACGUUUCAAGAAUUCCAGAGAGCUCUGCAAAUGCAUCAUGAAGCAUGGAAAAGGACAGUUGAGCCUCUGCGGCAACGACAUCAUGGAAGUAGUUAAUACCCCGCCAGGCUUCUGCCGCAACAAUCUCACCCCCGGGCACGCAGUCGACACUCAUCAUUCUGAAGCUGAUGACCCCGACCAUCGGACUUCUUUUAAGAAGUUUAUUAGAAUGGUACAGGAAAGUUACAUCAAUGGUGCUGAGCAGGAAGCGCUGGGAUUUUUGCAGCAGAGCUGCCAGAGGCUCGUUGACGAAAGGCAGGUUUGGUCAUCAGUAAGUGCUUCUUACCUGGUGAACAACUUUCUCGAACCGCUUGUCGCAAUAUUUGAGGCAUGGAAGGUGCCUCCAACACCUGCAAUCCAUCAAUUCUUCGAGAUUGCGUUGCGAGAUGUCAUCCACAAGCGGAUCACGACCCGACCUGUUCAACUUACGGGAUGGGCUCAUGAAAAGGUCGUCUGCCCGGUUUUGCAUGAUUGCAACCCGUGUCGAUCGCUGAACACUUUUCUCGAGAACCCGCAACAACAGAUAUGGUGCAUCCAAGCAGCACAAAUUAUCCGAAGACAUGUCGAGGAUCAAUUGACGGAUCCACACUACUCCCUAAAAACGACCAGAGAAGGUGUGCCAUAUACAUUAGUGGUGACCAAGCUAGGAACAAACUAUGACAAGACAUCUCGUAUCUGGCAAGGCCAGGCCCAGCAAGUUGCACAAAGUGUCUAUGCGUUAAGACGCGACUACGUGAAAGCUUUGCUGGGCGAGGACAAGUAUAAAGCGCUUGUCAUAAUCGAGCCAAGUCAGGAGAAUGCUGGAACCACAAGCCAAGAAAAUGGAAAUUAUGCACAGUCGAACACGAAACGUAGGCGAAUAUGGGAAUGA
Fusarium pseudograminearum CS3096 is the source of this 2808-nucleotide messenger RNA. RefSeq lists its product as uncharacterized. The transcript is spliced from 3 exons. NCBI's taxonomy places the organism in Eukaryota, Fungi, Ascomycota, Sordariomycetes, Hypocreales, Nectriaceae. The record is from RefSeq and is a predicted model, not a curated record. Bases 1 to 2808 code for a protein of 935 amino acids.